CCAAACUACAGCGGACGUCUUGUGAGCUCUAGCCUUAGCCUUGCGUCUAUCAAUACCAAUACCUAUCCACCUAUACAAUCCAACUUUCCGAAUACCCUCUCAACAAUCCCACGUCCAACCCACGGUCAUUAAAAAGGAGAUAAGCUUGACAUACCGGCAAUAUGUUCAGAAACAACUACGACAACGAUUCAGUCACAUUCUCCCCGCAAGGGAGAAUAUUUCAGGUUGAAUAUGCCGCCGAGGCCGUGAAGCAGGGUUCAGUUGUGGUGGGCUUGACCAGCAAGACACACGCAGUUCUAGUCGCCAUUAAGCGAAACGCAGAAGAACUCUCCUCAUACCAGAAGAAACUCUUCGCAGUCGACGAGCACGUCGGGCUAGCAAUCGCCGGGCUAACAUCUGACGCCCGCGUGCUCUCGAACUUCAUGAAGCAGCAGUGUCUCUCGCAGCGACUAACAUACGACCGCGCGAUGCCGCUCGAGACGCUCGUCUCGCUCAUCGGCGACAAGGCCCAGCUCUACACCCAGCACUACGGCAAGCGGCCCUACGGCGUGGGCCUCCUCAUCGCCGGCGUCGACGAGGCCGGAACCCACCUCUUCGAGUUCCAGCCCAGCGGCCUCACCCAGGAGAUGCUGGCUUGCGCUAUCGGCGCGCGCUCCCAGAUGGCACGCACUUACCUCGAGAAGAACCUGGAUAAGUUCCCUGAUUGUGGGAGGGACGAGCUGGUUAGACAUGGCUUGAAGGCGUUGAAGGAGACGCUGGUCCAGGACCGCGAGUUGACGGUUGAGAACACGAGUGUGGGUGUUGUGGGCUUGAAGGAGCCGGGGAAGAAGGGGCUUGAGUUCUUCAAGGUGCAUGAUGGUGCGGAUGUUAAGGAGUGGAUUAACAGCGUGGCGGACGAUAACGAGGGCGGUGGCGAGGCGGGUGAUAGUGAGGGUAUGCAAGUGGACGAGUAAGAAAUAAGAAGAGGGAAAAAUUAACGACCAGUGGACCUAGUGUGGUAGAUGAAUUACUUGCAUUUCACUUGGGCGUAAGGACAUCGGUUGGUGCGCUUAUGUCGCGGCGCUAUCUAGAUGUAUCAAUAGACGACAAAUAAAUCACGAAACAAAUCGGAAAAGUCUGACAUCUUG
Molecule: messenger RNA, 1127 nt
Organism: Annulohypoxylon maeteangense
Lineage: Eukaryota; Fungi; Ascomycota; Sordariomycetes; Xylariales; Hypoxylaceae
Product: N-terminal nucleophile aminohydrolase
Exons: 3
Coding region: 162-953 (263 amino acids)
Biological process (GO): ubiquitin-dependent protein catabolic process
Cellular component (GO): nucleus; proteasome core complex, alpha-subunit complex; proteasome core complex
Source: RefSeq, a predicted model, not a curated record